AGUGCACUCUAUGAUUCACAGGGAAACGUUGGUCAUCAAUAAAUGUUAGUUUUCAGCAGCUAAAAAGGAAGAUUCCCGUAGCUUUGUUUCGCGUUUUUCUCGCCUUGGUCGUCUCUCCCCGGCUGGCAUGGGUUCCACGGGGCAGCAGACUAGUAGGUUUGUCGACUAUUUUGUCGUGUGUGGACUAGAUCCUUCGGCAGUUCUUCAACCGGGACAGUUUUCUGGUGAGAACACGCACCAUGUUCAUCCACUUCUCAGGGGUUAUAAGUCGGCUGUUCUUUCCCACUAUCCAUCAUCGUUGGAGGGGAACCCGUUUGAUAAGGAGGGCAUUAAUAUGCUAUGCAUGCCCAAAGGGCUCACAGUACGAACACAGAAACAGGACAGAGAAGCCAAGUUUCAUUCCUUCCUGAUGACGCGAGAGGACGGGACGAGGACAUACGGCGCUGCGCUGACGUUCUUCGAGCAGGCAACGUCACCCAAAAUCUGUGCGGAAAUGGAAGAUUUACAGAUAACAUUCAGAGCAGACAGCAAACAUCGCAAAAUGAGUAAUAUUGAAUCUCCAUCGCGCUCUCACGUCGUGCUGGAAAGUCUUUCUCCGAAGAUGGACCGGCGUGGGUUCUCACCGAAGCACAGACGGUCCUCGAGUCCCGCCGUGUCGUUACAGUCUCCCAAGCCCAGGAGGAAAACGACACCGGUUCACAUCCCGGCACAGAGGAAAGUAGUCAACUUUGACCCCAUCAAUGACACCAUAUAUGUGGCCAAAUGUAUAUGCCUCAUAAUGCAGGCACCGUUCAUCCAGCCUUGCCGUCGCCUCUUGGAGGAGUUCUACAACGCGAUCAAGUCGAUGGCCGCCCCUCCUCUCCCUCUAGAGUCCUACAUCUACAACAUACUGUACGAGGUGCCCGCCCUCCCGGCAGGGCGGAGCCUGAGCUUCAAUGCAAUCACAGAGACGAUCGUCUGCCAGAGGCCGGCGAACGGAGAGCUCCCUCUAUGCGAUUAUUCCAUGAAGGAGUUCUUUGAGCUCCUUGGGGUGGAGCACGUGAUGGAGCUGAUGACGUGUGCGUUUCUUGAGAGUCAGAUACUCCUAGUGUCAAAAGAUUACCACCGUCUCAUGCUGGUUGCAGAGUGUCUGUCAGCUCUGCUCUUCCCGUUCCAGUGGCAACAUGUCUACGUUCCUAUUCUGCCAGUGAGUUUGAUGAACUUUCUGGAUGCCCCUGUGCCGUUUGUUAUGGGGCUCCACCUAGACGAUGGCAUGGACCACACUCAACUGGAGAUACUGGGAAAUGCCUCGCUGUGCUUUGUGGACAUUGACAACAACUGCAUUGAACUUCCUGAGGACCUUCCCCUGUUUCCAAACAGACAAAGUUUUAUCCGUGAUCUCACUGGACUUCUACAACGCUUUAAUGUCUCCCUGAAAAAAACUACACCGGAGAAAACACCCACAAGAACUCCAACGAGGGGUGACAGCAAUUUUGAUUGGUCGACCCUGAAGACAGAACUCACUCUCAUUGGUGGAUCCGGUCGGAAUCUGAACUUGGAGAGUUGCAUCGAAGCUGAUCAGGAUAGUUCUUAUUUUAGUUCGCCGAGUCGAGGGGAAUCACCGACGACGAGCUUGCCGAGCAAGACCGAUAUCUUACGCAACAACGAGAUCGUCUCGAAAGUCGCCGCCAUCGUUCAGAGAACUGGUGUGAUCACUUCGAUCAGUGAGAUCGAGGAUCGGAACUCAAACACUUCCCCCGAUGGGGAUAUGAAUCCAGAGACAUGGGACCCCGAAUUACGGAAACAUGUGGAGGGACUCGUGUUGAACUCGGCUGUCAGAGAACUCUUCUUGAGUAAGAUGGUUGAAUUACUCCGGCAUUAUGAGACCUUUGUGAUCCAGCCGGCAUCUCACAGCAUCGAGUCUUGGUUUGCAAACAGGGAACAUAUGCAGAACUUUGAUAAGGCUGCAUUCUUGUCGGAUCAACCAGAAGCAUACCUCCCGUUUCUCUUCCCCUUCGUGGAGACGCAAAUGUUUGCCACAUUUGUCGACAACAAGAUCAUCUCCAACUGGGAAGACAAAGUUGAGGCGCUGAGAAUCUUUGACGGUAGAAUAGACCAUUUUCCAGCCAGCAAUCCCCAGACCCCAACCUGUGAGAUUCAGAGUCUCAUGAGCGAAGCAGAAUCCAACAUACGUCACCGAGCAGUGAAUAUUGACUACACAUCGCCUGUACCACAUGAGCUGACCAGCAAGCCGGCUGACAAUAACCAUAAACCAGGUUACUUCCCGAGACUACAAGAAGAGAUUCUACUCAAGGAGCCCUAUACACCCAAGUCCAAGCACAGGAAUACAGCGCAGUGGAGACGAAAGGACCGGCAACAACAGCACUCUGAGCACCUACAGCUAGCCCCGCAAGAGAGAGAACAAUACAUUAAUCAGGCCAGGAAGGGGACCGUCCAACAACCGGUUCUCUCCAGUCUGGACCAGAAACAAACCAACUGGAAGUUUGUCGAAGGCCUCCUCAAAGAGUGUAAAGUUAAGACAAAGAAGAUGUUGGUAAGUAAGAUGGGUCAGGAGGCUGUUGAGCUUGGUCACGGUGAUGUCAAUCGGUCCGGUGUGGAGGAGAACACGUUGAUCGCUUCACUCUGUGAUCUCCUGGAGAGAAUCUUCAGCCAUGGAAUCCAGAAGAAACAGGGGAAAUCAGCACUAUGGUCUCACAUAACAGGAUACCGCAAGAUGAAGGAGAAACGAGAAACCUUCCCCGAACACAGUCUUUCAGUUGUACCUCAUGGGUCCGAGGCCAGACGGAGAAGUAGCUCCGCAGUGGAACCUGUCCUCGUCCCAAUCCCCACCGAGCUUCCAUUCGAUAUCAGGAAUGUGGAGAACAUGACGCAGAUUAAGACGGAUGUCGGGUAUGCUCGUGCCUUUGUUAGACUUGCCUUAGAGAGGAAACUUUUGCACAAACAUCUCAAGUUGCUACUCAAUGAUUACGAACUCUGCAAGAAACGUUACAAGCGUUACGCCUUCCUCCGGACUGAGGAGGAGAAGGAACAGUUCCUCUACCAUCUUCUGUCUCUAAACGCUGUCGAUUACUUCUGCUUCACCAACUCUUUUAUCAGCACAGUUGUGCCUUACCGAGUCCUGGUUGUUACAACUCGUAAGUUCCAAGCUACAACGUCGGCAAACGCUUGGAUCUGUGUGUCUGGGGAGAUCAACGACUCCAAGAUGAUCUCAAUUCCUAAGAACUCUCCGGACUUUGUGUUCCAGCAUAGCAAUCUGGGUAUCCUGACGACGGUACGCAUUGGACAUGACAACUCGGGCCUUUUACCAAGAUGGAUGGUGGACUAUGUUCUAGUUCGCAAUGAGGUCACUGGACACACAUACAAGUUUCCCUGCAAUCGGUGGAUUGGACGCGGCGUCGAUGACGACAGUCUGGAACGUCUUCUAGUCGGAGAGCUACUCCCACCUCCAUCAGAGUCCGAAGAGCUGUCCCGAGGGUCAAGGACCCCUCCCAGACCCAGUUCACCUAUCCCAUCGAGACACGCCAGGGGUCAGACACCAAAGCUAGAUCAAGAUCGCAUACAGGAGAUGCUGACCGAUGCGGUCAAUAAUAUUGUCAAGCAUUUCUACAAACCUGAGAAGGAGAGAGGUCGACUGACCGUGCUUCUAUGUGGCGAGAGAGGCCUAGUCCAAUGCAUGGAGAUUGUACUACAAUAUGGAUUCCGAUCCGCAAGGCUCUUCAGAAAUAACUUCUUCAUCUGGGACUUUCUAGAAAAAGUAGCCAAAUACCUUGAGAGUAUUGAUCAAGAUGACGAGGGACGUCUUGGAUCAGUCCAAGAAAAGAGAGCAAGGCGGACAUUCUGCUUCACGAUUCAACAGAUCAAUCAAGGAGCCGCCCAAGCUGGCAAAGAUGGCAAAUUCCAACUCUUUGUUUGCAUCGGGAUCAGGGAUCACAUGCUCCACUGGUGGCUACCAGUCCUCUCUGAGACUCCAGUGGCUUCAUCAAUGUACGAAGACUCCUCGUUCCUUAACUGCAACAGCCUCCUUGACUUUGUCGUCAACCUCCUCAUGCAAUUGGAUGAAUUCUCCAUUAUGUUGGAAUCUUCCAUUACGAAGGGGGUGGAAUUAUAGCAUACCUUUGUCAGUGAUGCUGGAAUCUUCCAUUACGAAGGGCGUGGAAUUAUAGCAUAACCUUUGUCGGUGAUGCCGGUUGGUAAUCUUGCAUCUAUUUCAAGAGUAUGGUUAGGGACUAAAAAAAAGUAUUGUAAUUUAGAAGAGGCAAAAUUAUAAGGAUGCCGCCAGAUUCCAAUCAGACUUUGCUCUUAGUAUUAAGGUCAGAAAGGGCAAUGUAUAACUCAAAUAAGAUGCAAACAAUAAUGUAGUGGAGGUCAAAGGUCAGUACAGUCUUCUGAUUGUGGUUUUUCUGUAGGUUGAUGAGCAUCCUGUAUUAAGUACAAGCCAGGGCCCAUUUUCAUAAAGCCUGUAAGCACCUAAAAAUCUUGCUUAGCAGAUACUGGGUACCAGCCAAAAUUCCA
Molecule: messenger RNA, 4512 nt
Organism: Asterias rubens (European starfish)
Lineage: Eukaryota; Metazoa; Echinodermata; Asteroidea; Forcipulatida; Asteriidae
Product: DENN domain-containing protein 5B-like
Exons: 21
Coding region: 128-4108 (1326 amino acids)
Molecular function (GO): guanyl-nucleotide exchange factor activity; small GTPase binding
Source: RefSeq, a predicted model, not a curated record